GAUCCGCAGCCGAUUCGAUUCCGAAGUCACUUCCGCGUGUGUUUUACGUCGAGCUCGUGUCAAAUAAAUUAAAACACCAAGAACCGAUACGCCGCAAUGGACCGAAAGCCCAUUGAAGCGAUAUUGUUUGAUUUAGACAACACACUCAUUGAAACUGCACUUGCAUCCCGUGUUGCAAUAGAAAAGACAAACGACUACCUGCGGAAGACACGGGGCCUUGCUGACGUCAGCUUGGGCCACAUCAGUGAAAAGUUCAAACACAAACUGCAGCACGAGACCUUUGACCCAACGUCAGGCGGCUCUAUAGACGAGCUGCGGGUGGACCACUGGGAGCAAAGCAUCCAGGAGGUCGCCGGCAGUUGUACCAGAUCGUUGGCUGAUGAAUGCUACUACCUCUGGAAAAGCAGCCGUUUGGAGCUUCUCAGCCUCAGCCCGGAGACAUGCGCCCUGCUGGAGGCUCUGAGAACUAGAUACAAACUGCUUCUGCUCACCAACGGGGAGACUCAGACGCAGAGAGAGAAGAUAAUCGCGACGAAAUGCGAGAAAUUCUUCGACUUUAUCGUAGUGGGAGGUGAAUUUCCGGAGCAGAAGCCAGCUGUUUCCAUCUUCAACCACUGCUUCACAGUGCUUGGCGUAGAGGCGAAGCGUUGCGUGAUGGUUGGGGACUCUCUGGAUACAGAUAUACAGGGGGGCUUUGAUGCUGGGGUGCGAGCUACGGUUUGGAUUAAGAACUCUGGAGCGUCGCAAGACGUAUGUACAGCGAAGCCCGACUAUACCAUUCCUACUGUGCUAGACUUGCCGGGCAUCUUGGUAGAAUUUAAUGAAUAAAAUUUACCUUAGGUGCAGAAGGACUGCCAAAUUAUAUGAUUCAUAAUUAGGUCAGGGUGAAUGUCAACAUCACAACACUACAUUUAAAUAUAAUCUCUUGAAUAAUAGCCGUCUGUGUGUGCGUUUAUUAAAAUACUUGAUCAAUCAUAAACAGCUUUUAUACUGUAGUCUUUAUUACUCUCUUCAGCAGAAUUUGAAAUAGCAUAAUCAUACAUAGAAACGCCCCUCUGUUUGUUAUGUUACAGAAAUGAACAUCUUAUAAAAUCGAUGAUAUGAUGCAUCUUUCAACCCCUAUCCCCCAUCAUAGAGCCUUCUCAUCCAUCUUUAACCAUUGCAUUCAAACCAGCUUCACAACCCGUCUUCAACAUGGCUGGUGUUGUUUUGGCUGAAUUCCACGUAUAGAAAAAUAUCUUAAAUACAACAUCACAAAAUC
Gadus chalcogrammus (walleye pollock) is the source of this 1261-nucleotide messenger RNA. It is a transcript of the gene nanp, whose product is annotated as N-acetylneuraminic acid phosphatase. The transcript is spliced from 2 exons. The coding region runs from base 97 to 828 and encodes 243 amino acids. NCBI's taxonomy places the organism in Eukaryota, Metazoa, Chordata, Actinopteri, Gadiformes, Gadidae. The record is from RefSeq and is a predicted model, not a curated record.